Molecule: messenger RNA, 1303 nt
Organism: Penaeus monodon (black tiger shrimp)
Lineage: Eukaryota; Metazoa; Arthropoda; Malacostraca; Decapoda; Penaeidae
Product: AN1-type zinc finger protein 1-like
Exons: 6
Coding region: 784-1263 (159 amino acids)
Source: RefSeq, a predicted model, not a curated record
UUAGCGGUUAAACGGUUUGGGUCAUGAUGUCAUUGGUAAGUACUAAAAGUACAGCUUUAAUCUUCCUAAAAGCACGAUCCUUGCAUCACCAUACACACAAAAGUAAACAUCAUUUACUGCUGAUCUACUGGUUAAACAAAGAAGGAGCUAAGGUGCUGAUGGACUCCCAAGUGCAGUUAGAUGGGCGUCUGUUAGAGUUAGUCGAUUCUGCAUGGCGCCUGGAUCGUCUGCCUAGUGUGGGGGGCCCAUUGCUGUACCAUAUUAGACCCCCGAUCCCGGGCCCGAUACUCAAAAACCAAAAAAAACAUUGCCGGGCAACAAGAGACAAGUGGGUGAUUUGAUGCCCCUCCCAAAUUUUAACUGAUUUCCAAACUCAAAGCAGCACAAGUUAGAUUACAAAGAAGAUUACUUUCAGGAUUUUGUACCUCUUGAGAAAAUUUUUUGAUAUUUCGUACGCAAUAAUGGAAAAUUUUUGAUCUUUGGGAAACAGUGGUGUAUCAACAGCCCCGCGCUAGAUUUCUUCCAAUAGAGUGUCAGUUCUGUAACAAGAGUUUCUGCAAGGAACAUUUCCCUCCUGACUAUCAUGGAUGUACUGGAGAAUAUAACAAAGUUGUGACAGAGGUGGUUGGACAAGGUGGUACUCUUCAUCAUUGUCAAUUGCCAGAAUGCAAAGAGGGUGAAUUAACACCUGUAAUUUGCCCUGGAUGCUCAAAAAAUUUCUGUCUACGACACAGGCAUCAAGUUGACCAUCAUUGUCCAGCAUAUGAGCCACCAGUAAAUCCCAUGGCUGAAGCUGCAGUGAAAAUCCAGAAGAUUUCAGAGCGCCUGGGAUCAGGUGCAUCCUCUAAAGGACAGGGAAGGAAAUCAGAUAAACUUGCAGCAAAGGUGCAGUUGAUGAAACUGAAGCAGAUGUCAUCUGGUCAGCAGAGCUUACCACAGGAGGAAAGAGUUUAUCUGAUGAUUCUUCUCCCUAAGUGUCAUAGUAUUACAUCUCAACCAGUAUUUGUGUCCCAUCAUUGGACUAUUGGGAAAGCGAUUGAUACCAUUGCUACCAUAGCAAAGGUUCCCAAUCGCAAUAACAUCCUUGGUGCAGACAAAUUACUUCUUUUCCGUGCCAGCGACGGAUCUCGUCUUGGCUCUAUGGAAGCCAAUCUCAAAGUGCUCCUCGAUGACCAACAGCUGAUCAAUGGACAGUCUCUAAUUUUAGAAUACAUGUGUCAAGACUGUCAAUACCUGGAAGAUUUUAAGAAUUACAAAUUAUAAUGUAACAAAAAUUGUCUUGAAAUACAUUUCCUUAUAUUUC